GACUGUUGUGACUGUCCGCCGGGCGGACUUCUCGAGGAACGAGUGCUUGAGCGGCCUCUCGGCGGCGACGGCGGUUGGGGAAUGCGGGUGCCUGGUGAGGCAGGUCGGGAUGGGACGGGAGUGACGUGGCGAGAUGUAGAUCUCGAGGUGCCAGCGUACCGGAUGCCCUUCGUCAACAGUGAUGGACCGUGGAGUGCGAUUAGGGCACGGUUGCCGAUCACAGAUGAAGAAAGGAGGUCUGUCUUCGCUGCUCUUUGGGUUGUCACGAGAGACGUCGACCUGAUCCUGGGUGUCGAAGGCGUGCUCAAGUCGAGAGCAGUCGAAGAAUUCGUCAGCCACGUUGAUGGGGGGAGGAAGGGGAGUAUGCAGCAGGAACCUAAGCCACGCGUCCGUGAGGACAAGUACCGCCCACUGAAGUGCAGGUACUGA
Molecule: messenger RNA, 429 nt
Organism: Postia placenta MAD-698-R-SB12
Lineage: Eukaryota; Fungi; Basidiomycota; Agaricomycetes; Polyporales; Adustoporiaceae
Exons: 4
Source: RefSeq, a predicted model, not a curated record